AGGGGCAGCGCCAGGCAACAGAGCAGCGGCGGGGCUGCCUCCUCCUUCUCCCUCCUCUUCCUCCUCCUCCUCCUCCUCCCAUUGCCAUAACAACCGCGCACAGCCGCUGUGCCCGCGGUGCCGGCGGGGCCGCACCGCACCGCUCCGCACCGCACCGCGCCCGGGAGGCUGAGCAUCCCACGGGCCCCCGCACGCCUUGCACGGGUGGGGUUGUGUGUGUGUGUGGGGGGACGGAACGGGAGGGAAGAGAAACAGUGACCUCCUUCGAAAAAAAAAAAAAAAAAAGAAAAAAAAAAAAAAAAGGAAAAAGGGACUUUUUCGCGGUGUGGGUCUAUCAGGGACCAAAGUGACCCCAAGACGCGGGUGAGCACAGCUGCUGCGCGGGGCGCAGAAGGAGGGAGGAGGGACGGGGCAGCCCCGCGAGUGACUCCGCGGGGGGGCGCGGAGGAGGCGAAAGGAGGGAAGAAGGAGGGGGGGGGGGGGGGGGGGGCGGCAGAGAAAGUUGGGAGGAAAUAGCCCAGGAAAAGUGACACUCGCGGAGCCCGCCGGAGCGCGGAGGAAAUAAAAGCGGCGACGGGCAGGAAGUGUGAGGAGGAGGAGGAAGGGGAGAAGGAGGAGGAGAAGGAGGAAGAAGAAGAAGAAGAAGAAGAAGAAACAGCAGCAGCUGCCGCCGCCGCCGCGGCAGAAGAGAAAGCAAAAGCCGCCCGGUGCGGCAUCCGCGGGGCUGCGCGGGGCUGCGCGCCGCGGCCAUGGCCCGGGAGAACGGGGACGGUGGCGGAUCCUGGAAGAAGCAAGCGGAGGACAUCAAGAAGAUCUUCGAGUUCAAGGAGACGCUGGGGACGGGUGCGUUCUCUGAAGUUGUUUUGGCUGAAGAGAGAGCAAGUGGGAAACUCUUUGCAGUCAAGUGCAUUCCCAAGAAAGCACUGAAGGGGAAGGAAAGCAGCAUAGAGAAUGAAAUUGCAGUCCUGAGAAAGAUCAAGCAUGAAAAUAUAGUUGCCCUGGAAGACAUCUAUGAGAGUCCAAACCAUUUAUAUCUGGUCAUGCAAUUAGUAUCUGGGGGAGAGCUUUUUGAUCGCAUCGUUGAGAAAGGGUUCUACACUGAGAAGGAUGCCAGCACCCUGAUCCGGCAGGUCCUAGAUGCCGUCUACUACCUGCACCGAAUGGGCAUCGUGCACAGGGACCUCAAGCCCGAGAACCUACUUUACUACAGCCAGGAUGAAGAGUCAAAAAUAAUGAUCAGUGACUUUGGAUUGUCAAAGAUGGAGGGUAAAGGAGAUGUGAUGUCCACAGCGUGUGGGACUCCUGGCUAUGUUGCUCCCGAAGUGCUGGCCCAGAAACCCUACAGCAAAGCCGUGGACUGCUGGUCCAUCGGGGUCAUUGCAUACAUCUUGCUCUGUGGGUAUCCCCCUUUCUAUGACGAAAAUGAUUCCAAACUCUUCGAGCAGAUCCUUAAGGCAGAGUAUGAGUUUGACUCUCCAUAUUGGGAUGACAUCUCUGAGUCUGCUAAAGACUUCAUUCGGAAUUUGAUGGAGAAGGACCCUAAUAAAAGAUACACCUGUGAGCAAGCAGCACGGCACCCUUGGAUCGCUGGCGAUACGGCGCUCAGCAAAAACAUCCAUGAGUCCGUCAGCGCUCAGAUCCGGAAGAACUUUGCAAAAAGCAAAUGGAGACAAGCAUUUAAUGCCACAGCAGUUGUGCGACACAUGAGACGGUUACACCUCGGCAGCAGCCUGGACAGCGCGAGUGCCAGCGUGUCGAGCACCCUCAGCCUCGCCGCGCCACUUCCCGACGCAGCCACACGGAAAGAUUGUAUGUCUCCAUCCACUCUCUGUAGUUUUGUUUCAUCUGCUUCUUCAGGCGUUUCUGCGGUAGGAGGGGACCGGAGACCCAGACCCACCACAGUGACCACAGUGCACACAGGGAGCAAGUGAGAGCCGGGGCGGCGAGGAGCGGGCAGGCGGCUGGGCUGGCAGGUUGCCUCUGCGCGAUCCCACCCUGCAGUGCACGCUCAGCGAAGGACUAGAAGAAAGAAGAUUUUUUAUGGCCAUAUUUUAUACUGCAAUUCUGAAAUGUUUCAUUUAUCACAAACUGCAAUGACUCCAGGGGGAAUGGAUCUAACAGUCUCUGGUGCUGUACAUAUAUAUACAUAUAUAUAAAUAUAUAUAUAUAUAUGUGAGUCUAGCAAUGUUCUAACUAAUGAACACUCAUUCUUUUCCCCAGUGAUUUACUCUUUUCUCAGUGUAGGUAACAGUAUAUGUUGUAUUUUUUUUCCAUUAACUACAAACAUCUCAACUGGAUUAUUUAAAUAGAGAUACUUUUCUGAGCAUUUUUUUUUCUUUUAAAAAAUACUUCCAGUAAUAUCCCUCCUUCCAGUUUGUUGGGGGAUAGGCUAUUUCUGUAGGUAGGAAUUGCCAUUAACUUUGCAGCACGGGAGGAUUUCGAUGGCAUGCCAUUUCUUGCUCCUCAAAUUGGACUGCAAGUCUGUCUGGCUUUAGCAGAGCUGUUACUGCUCAGAUUAAGAAACUGCUGCUUUCCCUCCCCUCCUCCUCCUUGAAAGCCAUGGCAAGAGUUAAAUUGCCACCAGCUGGGAGUCAGCUCAUCCUUGGCCUUAUUCCUGUAGUGCUGGGGAUCUGCAGCACCCUUGUUUCAGAGGAAAGGCAGAUACAUGGUGCUGGCCAGGAGCCGACCAGGGCCGAGUAAACAAAAUGACAGAGCAGGGUCUCAUCCUGAAGCUCUUAUCUCCUUGGAGUCUCUGUGUGUAACAAGCAGAGCAAAACAAAAGGAAGAUGUGGUGGGGUGGGAGUCAUAGUCAUCCUCUGCCACUUACUCGCUGUGCUGCUCUCAGGCAAAACAAUUCACCAGCCUACUCCCAGCCUGGCCUCUGGCACAGGGCACAUCCAGCCUGAGGGCUCUGUGCCAGAGCUGCUGAGCACCUGCAGCUCCUCGGGGCUUUGUUGCUGAUGCUCAGCACCUCCCAGAGUGGCCAAAACUGAGUAUCAAAAACCAAAUAGAAAAGUUUGGACCUUAAUCUCUGCGUGCCUGAGUUUCACCCCUGGGGAGAGGGGUGAUGCUUGCACCCCUCUGAGAAGCACUGUCAGGUUCUUGGCUGCAAAGUGAAGGAUCUGAGGUAGAACUGCUCCAUCAUGCUUGGCUCUGGCCAAGGGCUGGUGAGGAGCACUGUGCUGGAAAAGCAGGACCUCAUGGAAAAACACGGGCACAUGCAGGGGCAGUGGUGGCACUGCCUCCCCUUCCUCCCCAGAAGUUUAUAUACAAAAGCAAGCUCAAUUUCUCCAUUUUUUUUAAUUACUAAAUACAUGCACUUCCCAGGCUCUGUGUGCUGGUAGAUCAUUUAGGAACAGCCACCACUGACUGUUGUGCAGGCAUGCAUUAAAGCAGCUUGGAACAGAGAAGACAGCAAAUCUGCCUGGAUUUGCUGGAUUUUUUUAGGUUACUUCUACGCCAUCCCCAGCUGUGAUUUUCCUUUGAGGAGGUGAGAAGGGAGGCAGGUAGCAGAGGCAGGCACCCUUCCCCAACCUCUGUGAGCCUCUCGCACCCCAGACAGGUCCAUCCCCGCCAGAGGCACAAGACUUUCCCUGCAGCAUGUUCUAUUGCCACUCUUGCCUCAUUUAUCCUGCACAAGAAAUUGUGAAAGCCAGUCACAGACAUAGCUGAAUGUAUCAGGCAGUAGUGACUUUGCUGGGAAAAGCCGUAAGAUAUGUAGUUUUCAUUGAGACUUCAAAAUCUUGCUUCAGCUUCAGUCGACUGGCUUCAACCAGCAGAGCCAGGAUUUCAUCCAUCGUAUUUUGAGCAUGAAAAGUUGGAAAAGCAGAUGGCAGUGAGCACUGACUCCAAAAUAGCCUCUCCUUUGGUAGCACUUAAAGCUGUUGCAUCCAAUAGAUCUCUAGUUUCCUCAGUAUUAAGCUGCUCCCCGUUUUUGGAAGGUUGUGGCACAUCUGAGCGAGCCCCUGGGAGCACCCGGUGCCCUCCACCGUGUUGCAGCUGACACAGAUGCUCAUACAGAAAGGCUUCAAAUUCAACUUCUUAUUUUAGGAAUGAUGGCAGAUAUAGAUUUUUUGGGGAUUGGUAGCAAAACUCCAUAUAAUUUCCCAGUGAGGACUUCUGACCAAGAUUUGGGACGACUGAAGGAUCUCCUUGCCGCAAGUCACGCUCCUGUCCCCAUCCCCAGGCUGCUGCCACCAUAUAUUCCUGUCUCAUUGGCAAAGACUAAGAAGAGCUUUCUUGGCAUUUACCCUUGGGGCUCUUUAUGUUUUGCUGCAAAGGUAUCUGAAAAUUAGUAUAAUACAAUCUAAAUUCAUUCUAAGGCCACUUUAUUUUACCAGCCUAAGGAAGCUUUAGUUUAGGAGACACUCCUAUCCCAAGAAAUUCAAGUUAUUUUAAACCUACAUAAGCUCAGCUGGCCAGUAUCGUGGGUGUAAAUAAGCAGUCCCCCAAUCUGGAAUCAGUGGAGUUACUCAUGUUUACACACAUGCAACCAAAAGCAGGAUUUGGUUAGGGAAUAUUUUUGUCUUUGUAGAAUUUUCUCAGAGAUUAGGGCUCAAGCGUUCCCUCUUUGCCUUCUCUUCUGAAACUUGAGGUCUGGUUUGAACUUGAUGUAGUUGCUGAGUCCACUAAUCAAAAUACAGCAUCCAAAUGUAUCUUGCAGAAAACAAAAAAAGCAAAUGGAUUUACAUCUGCAAAACAAAGAGCAGUGACGGGAGCAAAGACAGACAUGUUGUCCUGCAGCUGGGGGGGGUUCCCAUAUACUGGCUGUCCCUCCUUGCUGGAUGCUUUCUGUGGUUUUUGUUGGGAGGCGUAUUCUCUCCUUCCACACUUGGAAUUAGGAUGAUUUAGUUUCUUUCCUGACAUAGUUGUGUAAUUUAUCGUCAUUCUUUUUGUCUUGCUAUCAACUGGUGGGAUCUUAAGACAUGAAACAGAAGCACUUAAAAGCAAAAUUGUUUCUGUUACAGAUUUGGGUGGUGGGAAGAUUUUUUUUCGUAACAGUGAAACAGCUGGAGACCUGACUGGGGUUCAACACAUGCUUAGAGAUAUCUGCUGUCAUUGAGUCCCGAAGUAUCUCUUGGUUAAAACUUCUCAGUGUAAAUCUGGGUAAAUCUGUUAACUGGGAUGACCUCGCAGCACCCAGACCAGAUUUACAGAGGGGUUGGGGGCUGUUUGCCCUUUGGCAGCACAGCCUGGUAUGGCAAACACUCCAGCAUCGCUUGCCACGGAUGCUCCAGUGCUACUGGCCUUCCCCUGCCCCAAUCCACCCCUGCUCAGCCACUCUCACAUGCAGAUGCAAAGCCAGGAGUAGAUAAUGUGUGCAUGCGAGGAAUGGGCUAGUAGCUCCAAAGCAGAACAUUCAAAACAAAUCCCUAACUGGCCUUGCCAUGAAGGAGUAGGUAGAAAAAUCCCUCUGGGCUCUUUCCCAAUGGACUGUCCUACUAUGCGUGAUUUGCUCCUCACAUGAGGACUUCAGCCUGGACUCACCUGUCUGUUACCCUUUCCUGCUUUACUUUACUGGUACCAAUGUGUUUUUCCUUUGUAACUUGUUUUCCUCAGCUCCUUCCCCUUCUUUUUCUUUGCUUGCAGCUUUGAUUGUUGAUUUUUACCUCCAGAGUCACAGAGGCCAUCUCUGAUGCCAACAGCAGUGCUCUUGCUGGGAAAACAAAAUCCAGAAAACCUCCAGCUGGCCCCUUAGCCUGCAGAAGAAGUUGUGAGGACAGGCUGCCCGUGAACUCUGCGAGCUGAAAGUCAGUAUUGCAGUGGCAGGGGCUUCCGCUGCUGAUUUUGCAUGUGACUUCAUUCCCAGUGCAUCCUAACUUUCUGCUGGAUCACCCCUUCUGCAGCACGAAAUGGAUAUUGGUCCUGCGGCACGGCUAGUGGGGAAGUAGGAGUAUGGGGAAAACCUGGCAGUGAUGUUUUUCUGAGACUGUGUUACUCUGCUGGUGAUGUCUCGUCUGUCCUGGUUGCUAUUGUACAGGUGCCAUUAGAGUAGUGGGUGCAGAAAAAAAAAGUAGGAUUUUACCUAUGCGUUGUGUGUCUGUUAUGGUUGUGGUGCUGAAAUAAAACCAAGCAAUGAUAGAGGUUUGUUCCUGAUAUGAAUCAAACAACAAAAAGGGGUGUCAGCCCACUGGUAGACAUCUCCAUGUAGUUCUGUAGUAGGCAUUAGAUAGGGGGUUCCGCUGUGCAUGUGUCCUUCAUACCUCCAUGGCUAUUCACAGUAUUUUUUCUAUAACCAGUUCUUCUGGGCCCCUGCCGGGCCCUGAGGGACUUUAGGACUUAUCCAAAGUUUUUCCCAGCCCUAGAAGCCAACGCAACGCCUGAUCUCUGGCUUUUCUCUCCAAACCGUCUGCGAACCAGAACGUGGACCUCCAGGGUGUCCUAGAAAUGCAGUGGCAGCUGGCCCUGAGGCUUCCCCUUCCUUAAGCAUGACCCUGGUAUUAGGCAAACAAGUCCCCAGGGAAAGCCAGAUAGCUUUCAACCAUUGGAGAACAGGGAGAAUAUUGUCCUUUGAAGUGAACUUGCCAUUAAUUAGAUCCAAUAUAGGGAAACUUGUGCUGUAUUUCCCCCUGUGAUAACUUCAGCCCUGAGAAGAGCUGAGUGAGCAGUGCAUAAAAACACCAGAUUCACUUUGCUAACAAGUUCAUGCAGACUGUAGCCUGUUGCUUUUGCUCUUUCAAAGAGUCAGGGGAUUCAUCUACUGGCAAAAUAACAGUUUCUAGACUGAGCCCCGAGGUACAGAAGUAUCUUCCUUUCAGUAUAUGGAAAUUCUCAUUUAAUGGGAUUACUUACAUUCUUGAUCCCAUGUGUAUUUAUCCAUCUGAAUUGUGGCCUGAAUGCAUCCCAGAAAUUAUUCAUGGGAAAGGAGUCUUGCCUUCAUUAUCAUGUUUAUUUGCACCAGAAAAUUGAUGCUAAGAAUUACACUCAUUCAAGCAAAGAGCAGAAACACACGUGGAAACUGCAGCAUCCAAGGAAAACAGCAUCAAAACCAAACACGGACUAGUUGGCAAGUCGCUGUGAACAAUGGCUGAGUGAGGAAAUGGCAACCUGCUCACAAACACUGCACGCGCAGUUUCCCCUGGUAAAUUAGUCAUUGCAGACUUCUUGCCCAGCAGCAAGUUUUACACAAUCCCUUUUGGUUUUCCCUACAUCCCUGCAUCCGGGUCCUGCGUUCCCGUCCUGUCUGCCAGGGUGGUCCAGUCUCCAUGACACACAUGUGUGCAAAUGUGUGCAAAUGUGUGUGUGUGUGUGUGUGCACAUUGUGGCCCCAGGGAUCACAGAUCCCACCAGUGGGAGAUCAGGAGUUGGUUCAGGUUUUUUGGUCCAACUUUGCACAGUUGGGUCAAAGCUGUGUAAAUAGCGUUUGUAAUGGAGGAUAAAGGCUCUUUAACCCAGACUCUGGUUUUCAAGACCCCUUCCCCACCAUGAACCGUGCCACUGAUCUGUGCGGGUAGCUAUUUUUUUCCUGCUCUUCAUAAAUGAUAAGGUCAGAAGAGCAGCUCUUACAUUUUUUCCAUAUUCCAGAGUGGAAUCAGGGCAUGUACGCUCGCAAGCGUUGUGAAAAAAACACUGCUGAACUAAUGAUGACAUCAAAUGUCCAAUAAAUGCAUGAUACUGCACUGCAUGUAUUAAACUGCUGUUCACUGUUUCUGUAUUUCCCAAGUCUUUUCUUUAUGCACACUCAACCCAACCUUUUCUUCGAGGGGUUUACUUCUACAUUCUGCUUUUAAAUUACUCAAUGUGUCUGUAACUCGAAAUCCAUUGUUAAGUUUGAGUAAAUGCAAAAGCUGAUGUUUUGUAAACAAGAUACUGCAAAGCCUGGUAAUGUAUUUUGUCUUUCUGUUGAAUGCUUUGCAGCAUGUACAGGAAGAUUCACCAUCCAGAGCAGCUUAAACUAUGCAGGAGUCACAUAUACACAUCUAGAAACAGGGAGUCGGGGAGGGGACGGUCCUUUUUUUAAUACAACGCUUAAAAAAUUCGUCUGCAUCAAAAAUUCAUUCCCUGAGUUGCUAACGCUCAAGACUACCAAGAGCCAUGUUGGUGUGUCUCUGUUUUUUUUCUUUUUUUCAUUUGGUUAAUUUUUCUUAGUCAAAACUUAGACUGGUUCACUCAGUAUUUUCCUCUUCCUGGAAGAUAUUUCUUUCUCAGCUGUUGCAGAAUGAACUGCAUUUUGGGGACCAAGAUGCUGUGAUUAUUUGCCUGCACAAAAUAGGACAGAGAGCUGAGCUAAUUAUCCCAUCCUUUCCAAAGCAUCACCACGCAAAUACUAACAUUUAAUCCAUGAACCUCCAUGUAGUACUACCGUUUAUCUGUUGAAGAGUUUGGUGUGGUACUUUUCCUUCUUCCACAUGGAAAUCAAGCCCUUGUCUUCUCUUCCCUUAAUCAGUGACCCAUUUUCAUUUGUGCUGGUCUUUCUAAGGCAAGAUAUGGGAUGGCCACAUAGUACAUGUAGUAUCUCUGGCCCAAUCAUCUUGUGGACAUCAGCAGGACAUUGGUCCCAGCUUCUGUGUGGUUACUGUGUUAGUGUGGAAGAUGCUCAAGUUCCAAAUACUCAAAGCAGAGUCAUCUGAAAGGGCUGGGAAAUUGCUCUGGUUUCCUGGCAGGGGCAUGCCAAGCAGCGGGGCUGGAGAGAAAGUACCAUGCCAGUGGCAUAGGGAGCAAGUAUCAGUCCUUGGAAAUAAUGCAAGGGACUGCUCCAUGGUGGGCUGAAAGCACCAAGAAGUCUUGAGUCCACCUUUAAGGCUGGUGCUCAGCCAGGAUGCUGUGCUAUUGUCAAAGCACUACAUGGCAGCAUAAAAAAUCAUCAUUAAUAAUGGUUGUAAAUCAGCCUGAGUUCAGAUUGCUGAGGCAGCACGUGGUGCAAGGCUCCAUGAAGAGGUGGAUGUGUGCUGUGAUUCCUGGUGCGUGGGAGCUCCUAGGGGAGUGCUCAGGAUAACUCGGAGCUUUUCCAUCUCUCAUCUUCAUCCCCUGAGCCCAGCAUGGUAUCACACAUGUUAUGUCUUACUAGAUCAAGCUGUAGCAUGACUCCCAAAGUGAAGAGCAUGGAAAUUUGUAGCUCAGUGGGAGAUAAGGCAUGACUCAUGUUUCUGGUCAAUGCAAUGUCAGCAUCCUGUUGUACAUUGGCCUCUAGUUGAGAAACAGCAUUUUGGUCAGUUUGGGCCUUUUUUUUUUUUCAGAUAGAUAUUUGAUUUGGGUCAGCAAACUAAAAAAAAGCCCAGUCUGCCCCAGACUAGUGACUCCCCAAACAUCCCCAACUGCAAAACAUCUCUCGGUUGACUUUUAAUGAAGAUGUAAGCAUGUUUUCUACAAAGGCUUAAAUCUUAGUCAAGGAAUGUCAGUGUGCCUAAUAUUGCAGGUCUUGUGAUUGAUACAAGCUCAUAACAGCCUCCAUGUCCAAACAGAAGGGAGAGUGUGUAUUUACUCCAUGCAUGUAUUAAGGCAUUGCAAAAGUUUUAUCUGCAUAAUGAGUUUGCAAUACUGCAAAUUAUUAAUGGGGCUACAUUGCAAGUGGUUCUCUGCCUUGACAAUCAUGUAUACAUAUCAAGAUUUCUAUCAUAAUGACGAUUUAAAGGGAUGACUAAUUGUUUUCCUCCAAUAAAUCCAAUUAUAUCA
Molecule: messenger RNA, 9612 nt
Organism: Tyto alba (common barn owl)
Lineage: Eukaryota; Metazoa; Chordata; Aves; Strigiformes; Tytonidae
Gene: CAMK1D
Product: calcium/calmodulin dependent protein kinase ID
Exons: 11
Coding region: 750-1931 (393 amino acids)
Biological process (GO): peptidyl-serine phosphorylation
Cellular component (GO): intracellular anatomical structure
Molecular function (GO): calcium/calmodulin-dependent protein kinase activity; calmodulin binding; ATP binding
Source: RefSeq, a predicted model, not a curated record